This is a messenger RNA of Moneuplotes crassus, 666 nucleotides long. The record is from the annotation of a GenBank genome assembly. Lineage: Eukaryota; Ciliophora; Spirotrichea; Euplotida; Euplotidae.
UUGACAAUUAAAAUCUAUAAUGAUGAAGCCGACUAAUUUGUUUGAUACUUCUGUAACCAAUGUAAAUGUUACUGUCCCUCUCUGGAGAGUCCUCUUAUCUGAAGAAUGUAAGGAACGACUUAAGUGAUUAGUCUGAGAAAACUUCCCAGUCGACAUUGGUCAGUGAAUGAAAUGUUCUCAAACUUUUUGUAAAGUCCAUUUUUACGAAAGUUAUCUUGAUAAUGGCUGUAAAACUAAAUGCUGAAAUGAAGAGGAAUCUGACAUUAAAGAGAUAGGCAAUGAGACUAUCACUGUCGGAGAAGAUAACCAGAGAGUCAACCUUGUUGAAUUAAUUACCAAGUUGAAGGUUAGAUGUCAUAACAAAGAAUGUUAUACUAAAGGAAGCAUACCUAAAAUUUAUGAACAUGAUAAAACUUGUCCGAUGAAUAAAGAAAUUUCAGUCUCAGGAGUAGAUGACAGUGACAAUGAUUCCUCUAAAGAUCUUGAAGAUGGAAUAAAAUCUGCCAAAUCCAUCGAAGAUGCUGAAAGCAUCGAGUGUGAGGGUGAAGAUGCUAAGUCGUUCAUCGGGGAUUCUGAAAAUGGAGAGAACUCUGAAGAGGUAAAACCUAAGAAGAACCCAAAUUCUCUUGGACAAAGCGUAAUGUAAGAAGUAAUCACCAAUAAAAC